AUGGCUGACGAACAACCCUCAUCGUAUGACGGAGGUGAAGGGAAUGAUGCACCUGACGCACACGAAUAUGACGAUCAACCAACAACACCCGUCGUCGCUGAAGCAACAACUUCAGUCGGCGAUGACGACUACGUUGAUGAACCUAUCGAAGAUUAUGUAGUUAAUUUAGUUGUUAAUGAACAACCUGAUGGUGCAACUCUAUCACCUGAUUUAGCUAAUGCAGUUAUAACAGAUAUUCAUGGUAAUAUAAUUGGAACAAAACCAUCAAUAUACGAUAAGA
Messenger RNA from Adineta ricciae, 280 nucleotides. NCBI's taxonomy places the organism in Eukaryota, Metazoa, Rotifera, Eurotatoria, Adinetida, Adinetidae. The record is from the annotation of a GenBank genome assembly.